Molecule: messenger RNA, 2676 nt
Organism: Thermothielavioides terrestris NRRL 8126
Lineage: Eukaryota; Fungi; Ascomycota; Sordariomycetes; Sordariales; Chaetomiaceae
Exons: 3
Coding region: 1-2676 (891 amino acids)
Source: RefSeq, a predicted model, not a curated record
AUGGCCGGUGGCCGAUACUCGGCAGAGUUUCUGCUGUACCUGCGCGACUCGCCGCUAUGCGUCAAGCCUCCGAAUCUGCCUCCUCCAGAGGAGUGGAUGGGGCCGCCGCCGGAGACGAUCCGCAACCAGCAAAAAGCCUCCAACGACCGCGCCAAGAGCGGGGAUGCUCUUCUCUUGAACCAAGAGAGCCGUCGCCAGCCGCACGACCGCAAUGGCUCCAGAAACGCAGCUAUUGACCGCCAUCAUCGCGCAGAUCCGGACGAGAUCAUUCUCGGCCCGCCGCGGACCAGCUUCGCCUCCGCGACAUCCAUGCGCAACCAUCGAACUGCCGACGCCGACAAGGGAUUCAAGGACUCGGAUCGUCAGGAUCGGUCCGACCGCUUCAAUUUCCGCAACCGCGCCGGUGACUCUGACUUCGGCAGGGAGCCAAGAGAUGGCCGCAACGCUGGGUUCCGGCGGCGUGGUGAUCAGGACCAAGAUAGCGAAGGCUGGAGCACCGUAAAACCGCGCAAGAGCUUUGGUCACGAGGGUGCCGAGCGCUUCCACGGUCGCAUGGGCGGCGUCGGUGCCACCGACCGCUUUGGUGGUGCCCGCGAUGACCGACGGGCGCGCGACCGCGAUGACCGGGAGGGCAGCGACCGCCGCAAUCGCAACUUUGACCACCGCUCGCGGGACCUGGACGGCGACGAGCCUGAUACCCCGCGCAGGAAUGGACCGUCGCGGGGCAAGUCGGAGUCGUGGUUCAGGAACGAUGCGAAUUCCACCGGCAACGAUGCUGCUCCCAUGUCGCAGCGGGAGCGCAUCGACAGGGCCAAGAACUGGCGUGACCGUGACCCCGAGGACAAGCCGGGUGACAGGUACGGGGACCGGAGCGAUAGAAACUACGAGAGACGGUGGGACCGCGACCGCCAGAACCGAGUCGAGAACGACCCCGAGUGGCUGGACGAGCCUGCCGAGGACAAAACUGAAGGCCAUACCGAGGCCGACUUCAAGAAGUUCAUGGAGGAGAUGAAGGCCGCCAGAGGCGGCGCUGCCUCCAAGUCGGAAGAGAAGUCGGCCACGGUGUUGGACAAGCCCGCCGCCACUGUGCCUACGGCUACCCAGGCAGAGCAAAAAGUCGUCUCGGCGCCUGCCGUCGAGCAGGGCCCAGAUAAGUUCUUCGCGGCCUAUGCGAGCACUGGCCUCGAUAUCAUCACGUCCGGCGCCGAUGCAAAGGAUGUGACGAAACUGAAGGCAGGAAAGUCGUCGAGAUUCAUGGCCUUCCUGGCUCCCCAAGAGGAUAGCCGGGCAAAGACCGAACCGGCGACGCCCGCGGCAGCGGCGCAGCCCGCCGAUAAGCCCGCCGCGUCAUCACAACAAAGCGAAGCCGAGAAGGAGGCGUUUGCCCUUCUCAUCCAGAAGCUGCAUAUGUCGGGAAUCGGCUCGGCCGCCCAGUCGAGCGCCCCGCCAGCACAGACAGGCACGACCAGGAAGUUCCCCGAGUCUCCCUUCCAGGAGCUACAGCAAAAGAGCGCAGUUGGCUCCCCUGAGUCCUUCCAGCAAUACGGCAGCAAUGAUAGGCGCGACGACCCGCGCUUGCGCACUUCACAACCCUCGAUCCACGACCUUCUCUCCCCUCGAGCAGUGGGCCUCCCUGGACCUGGACCAACCCCUCCCCCGGCUACCCGGCCGGAACAAGCGUUGCAGGAUCUCCUUGCCCAGCGGCACCAGCUGCCCGGCCAGGCGAACGCGCGCGCGGCGCAGAACAUGGCCGCCGUUAACCGUAACACUGAAUUCCUCAUGAAUCUCAUGCAGGGUCACCGCGAUGCGCCUCCCGAACAGCCGCGCACGGAGCAGCUUCUCACCCGCAUGCCGCAGCCCACCAAGCAGAUGUCACUUGCCAACGGGCCGGAUCGCGAGCAAGACUACUCUCGCGAGCGCAGCGCCUCGCAGCGUCAGCAGCUCCGCGGGCCGGGCGGGCCGCCGGGCUUCCUCGAGGACAGCCCGUUCCGCCCGGGCGACGUCGACCCCCGCCCCCCUCCUCAGCCGACCCAGAUCCUGCAGCGCCCGCCUCCGCCCGCGGGCUUGGAUCACCAGAUGCACCCCUUCCUCAUGGGCGGGAUGAACCCCGCCGGCGCUGGCGGCCCGGGCGCCAGCCAGAUGGCUCCACAGCGGCCCAUGAUCCCACCGCCGAACCUGCUCAACAACGGGCCCCGCAAUAUGCCCAUGCCGGGCAUGUACCCGCCACCAAGCUUCCCGCCUCCUCACGGCCAUGCCCACUCCCACGCCCACGGCGGGCCCGGCGGACCGGGCCACUUCCCGCCCGGACCGCCUCCCCACCCCCACGGCGGCGGGCACGGGCCCGGAGACGGCCUCGUCGGUCCGCCGAUGCCCCCGCCCGGCGUGCCGCGCUCGAUGCAGCCGCCGCCGGGCUUCUUUGGCGGCCCGCCCCCGCCGGGGUUCAUGCCGCCUCCCAACAUGGGCGGCGGCGCCGGCGGCGGUGCCGGCGGUGGCGGCGGCUUCCCGGUGGGCCCCGACGGUCCGCAGCCUCCUAAUGCGGGCCCCGGUCCCCUUCCCGUUCCCGGCCCCGGCCCCUUUGGCGGCGGCGGCCUCCCUGGCCCGUUCGAUAGGCUCGAUAGGAUGGCCGGCAUGGAUAGACGGGGCAUGAUGCCGCCCGGGGCGUACCGGGGGCCCUAA